Molecule: messenger RNA, 1473 nt
Organism: Didymodactylos carnosus
Lineage: Eukaryota; Metazoa; Rotifera; Eurotatoria; Philodinida; Philodinidae
Source: the annotation of a GenBank genome assembly
AUGCAAGUAUUUAUCACACUAAUCGUUUGUAAAUUAUUAGCCAAACUGCUAUCGUUUAUUCGUCAACCACAAGUUAUUGGACAAAUUAUUACCGGUAUUAUCUUCGGACCAUCAGUGUUAGGCUAUGCGCCCGGCUGGACAAAUGCCAUAUUUCCAAAAUCAAGUUUAACGUCAUUUCAACUGAUUGCUAAUUUGGGUCUGAUCUUUUUCAUGUUUUUCCUUGGUCUAGAAUUGGAAUUAGACCAAAUUAAAAAAAAUUGGAGGUUCACGUUGCCAGUUGUCUGCACAAGUAUAUUAAUACCGGUGGGAGUAGGAUGUGCUGCUAGCCUAUGGUUAUAUGAUAUGAAUGGGCCAACGACCAGUAAAGCCUCGUUUAUACUAUUUAUAGGUAGUGGAAUUGGUUUUUCAGCAUUUCCUGUAUUAGCCUCGUUGCUUAACAAUCUUGGUUUAUUAACAAAACCUAUCGGUGUUCAAACAAUUUCUUUAGCUGCUGUUGAAGAUAUUGCUGUAUGGGUCAUAUUAGCUGUGGCUAGCGCAUUUAGUAAUGGUGGUAGUGCACUACAAGGUCUCUACACUCUUUUACUGACAUUGGCAUUUAUUAUCAUUAUGGCACUCAUUAUUCGUCCUAUACUUGGGCGAAUACAUUCGUAUUAUUUGAAACGAGACAAUGAGACUAAUAUUUAUUUAGUUGUCGGAUGUUUUAUGUUAUUGGUCGUCGCUGCAUUUACCACCGAAGUUAUGGGUAUUCAUGCAUUUUUUGGUGCAUUCAUAGCUGGUCUCUGUAUUCCGCGUAAAGGAACAUUGACAGAUUUCCUUGCAUUGAGAAUUGAAUUAAUUAUUGUGGAAUUUUUUCUACCAUUGUAUUUUUGUAAUUCUGGUCUACAAACACAAUUGAAUCUGUUGGAUAAUGGUACGUCAUGGUGGACACUCGUUGUUCUCGUUCUUUUAGCGUCGACAGCUAAAAUCGUGCCCGUUUCAAUCGCAACAAAAUUUGCUACCAAACAACCGUGGGAAUAUUGUUUGUCUGUGGGAGUGUUGAUGAACACCCGAGGUAUUGUACAACUGGUUGUACUCAAUAUCGGUGUACAAUUAAAAGUAUUAUCACCGAAAAUAUUCGCCAUUUUUGUUUUAAUGGCAACAUUAAUGACAAUGAUGACGUCACCUCUCUUAUAUUUGUUGUACAAACGGCGUUAUGAACCGAAAGAAACGAUGCACAUGGCCGAAGAACUAGCUCUUGUGAAGAAAGCUGCAGAGGACAGCAUUAGUUUCAUUCAAGGCAGUACACCCGACAUGGAUGCAGGACAGAGAAAAGCCACGGCAACCUCUUUUGAUACAUACGUUGCCUUCGGUAAUGUAACUCUGGGUUCACCUGUUUUGGAUCCACGUUCGAGUGGCACACAACCUGCGGUUAUUGGAAAAAUUGUACAAAUGCCGGUGUGCCCGGGCAGAUCGAUUUAUAUGACAAGGUUUUAA